AUGGAGGACCAUGAUUUGCGUCGGAAGAUAGCUUUGAAGCAGUUGAAGCAGGCGAAAAUAGCCUCUGCUGAGGAAGAAGAGACAGAUAUUGUUCAAGAAUUGCCCUCGAGGGCCAGGCAUAGCGUUGAGUUUCAGGAAACGCUUCUCAACGAGCGAGAUGGUCAGCCAGCUGACGUCCUUGGCUGGGAACAAUUUUUCGAGCACAACGAGCGAUAUUCAUUGAGUGAGAGGAAUUUCGAGUUUAAUACCUACUUUACUCUACCGAAGUCCUGUGCGGGUGCUUCAAUUCCGAUCUUUGUAUUCCACCAUGGGGCAGGCUCGUCGGGACUUACGUUUGCUAAUUUAUCCAAACAACUGGUCGAGAAAUUGGAGGGCAAAUGUGGAGUGUUUUCCUUCGAUGCUCGAGGUCAUGCUCAGACUAGACCAAUUGAUUUAAAAAAGGAAGUUACAUAUGAGCUGGAGGCAUUCAUCUAUGACUUUGUCACCCUGGUGGAUUUGUUCUACAAAAGGCACCUCGAACAGCUGGCGGUCCAGAAACUGUCCUUUAUUUUUGUUGGCCAUUCCCUUGGGGCCAGCAUAUGCACAUUUGCCUAUGCUCGCCAGACGGCGGCGAUCAAGGAGCAUACCUUAGGCGUCUGCAUGCUCGACAUCGUCGAGGAAGCCGCUAUACAAGCAUUACAGAAGGUGCAUAGCUUUCUGGCAUCCACGCCCAACGUUUUCAACAACUAUAGAGAGGCCGUCGACUGGCAUGUUCAGCGUGGCUUAUCAAGUUGCAGAGAGAGCGCUCAGGUGGCGAUUCCUGCAUUGUUCGCUGCGGCUAAAUCUCAGAAGAUUGUACGAAUUACUAACUUGAAUGACUUCCGUCCGUAUUGGCACACAUGGUUCCAGCACUUGUCCCACAGCUUCGUAGCGCUUCCCACCAAUAAACUUCUUUUGCUCGCUGGGAAUGAUAAUCUUGAUAAAGAGCUGAUUAUCGGCCAGAUGCAAGGCAAAUACCAGUUGGUUGUCUUCCAGGAUUCUGGCCACUUCAUCCAAGAGGACGUACCUCGAAAGACCGCAAUCACAUUAAUUGACUUUUGGAAGAGAAAUGAUUCGAGAUCCGCAGUAAUCAAAACAAACUGGGGUAAGAACUAG
This is a messenger RNA of Torulaspora globosa, 1134 nucleotides long. RefSeq names its product phosphoprotein phosphatase methylesterase 1 (gene PPE1). NCBI's taxonomy places the organism in Eukaryota, Fungi, Ascomycota, Saccharomycetes, Saccharomycetales, Saccharomycetaceae. Gene Ontology annotation, molecular function: protein methylesterase activity. Bases 1 to 1134 code for a protein of 377 amino acids. The transcript has a single exon. The record is from RefSeq and is a predicted model, not a curated record. Gene Ontology annotation, biological process: protein demethylation.